UGAACGGAGAGAGAGAGGGUUGCAAUUUGCAAAAUGAAAUAAUAGGUUCGUUCGUUCCUUCCUUCCUUGUUUUCUCGACUCCCCGCCAAUCCUUACCUCCUCAUCCUCCUUCUCCCUUUCCCUCGCCCGCCGCAACUACACUAGUUUAUUAAUCCACCAUACCUUCUUCUCCUGAGCGCAUAUAUAUAUAUAUAUAUAUUGGAUCGAUUGCGGCCGUAAGUAGCACUACUUCCAUUUUCAAAACCCUACCCAAUGUCUACUUCCGGGCAACCCCAGUUUCGGUACACGCAGACCCCAUCCAAGGUUCUUCAUCUUCGCAACCUCCCUUGGGAAUGCACCGAAGAGGAACUUGUCGAUUUCUGCCGCCCAUUUGGGAAGAUCGUAAACACUAAAUGCAACGUCGGUGCUAAUCGCAACCAGGCAUUCGUUGAAUACGCUGAUCUUAAUCAAGCCAUACAAAUGGUUACAUAUUUUGCUUCAUCUUCAGAUCCUGCACAGGUUCGUGGGAAAACAGUUUACAUCCAGUAUUCAAAUAGACAUGAAAUUGUCAAUAACAAAGGUCCGGGGGAUGUUCCUGGCAAUGUAUUGUUGGUCACUAUUGAAGGUGUUGAAGCUGGCGAUGUCAGCAUCGAUGUUAUUCAUUUGGUAUUUUCGGCUUUUGGUUUCGUGCACAAGAUUGCUACGUUUGAGAAAGCUGCAGGUUUUCAGGCACUGAUCCAAUACAGUGAUACUACAACAGCAGCCUCGGCAAGAGAAGCAUUAGAUGCAAGAAGCAUACCACGGUACUUGCUUCCAGAACAUGUGAAUUCGUCUCAUUUGCGCAUCUCAUAUUCGGCUCACACAGACUUGAAUAUUAAGUUUCAAUCUCAUAGGAGCAGGGAUUAUACAAAUCCUUACCUACCAGUUAAUCCCACUGCAAUUGAAGGUUUUGUUCAGCCAAUGGUAGGUCCUGAUGGAAAAAAAGUAGAGGCUGAGAGUAAUGUUCUUCUGGCAUCUAUAGAGAAUAUGCAAUAUGCUGUUACGGUUGAUGUUCUUUACACGGUAUUCUGUGCAUUUGGCACUAUACAGAAGAUUGCCAUUUUUGAGAAAAAUGGUGGAACACAAGCAUUAAUCCAAUAUCCAGAUGUGGGCACUGCAACUGUUGCGAAAGGAGCGUUAGAAGGACAUUGCAUUUAUGAAGGAGGCUAUUGUAAGCUUCAUCUAACAUACUCUCGUCAUACUGAUCUGAAUGUAAAGGCAUACAGUGAAAAGAGCAGGGAUUACACAAUUCCUGAGAUUGCACAAUCAACUGUUUCUGCAGCAGCAGCAGGCGUGGUUUGGCACGGUUCCCAAGUAUCUUCUGGUGGUGGGUAUGGUGGUCCUUCUCAUUCGGGGGCUGUUUCUGAUCCCAGUAGAUUCCCCGGGGGGCAAACGUAUGCUCCAUCCUCAUCAUCUGUUUCUGCUGCCUACGCACAACCACCUGUAGGAGCUGGAGCUCAUCAUAUGGGGGGGCAGCAGCAGCAGCAGUUGUUUGAGGUAAGACCAGGUGGUGGUGGUGGUGGCGGCGUGUGCCCACCUGGUCAAUCUCCUUACUAUACUUGAAUAAUCAAACUUUACUAUCUCAGUUUCUCCCACAGAGAAAGUAAGCUUGUGCUUUUCCUCUAUCUAAUCCUACGGUGGUGGUCAUGGGGUUGAAUGCACCUGAAGAUAUGUUAAUGGUGAAAAAGAAGAAGAAGAAUCUGAUUGCUGCUGAUCUUGGGAGUUGUAAUAUCUAUCUGUGCCUUGCUUUUUGUCUGACCCGUUCUUUCCUGUAAUUGUUCCAUUAUUAUAUGAUUCUGAAACUACAGACCCCCCCUCCUCUCUUAAGAUUGGCUUUUCUUUUCCUUGCCACAUCUGCAAGUUUGAUAUGUGAUUUUCAGAUUAUUUCUUAA
This is a messenger RNA of Impatiens glandulifera, 1910 nucleotides long. Its product is annotated as polypyrimidine tract-binding protein homolog 1. Bases 253 to 1581 code for a protein of 442 amino acids. The transcript is spliced from 10 exons. Lineage: Eukaryota; Viridiplantae; Streptophyta; Magnoliopsida; Ericales; Balsaminaceae. Gene Ontology annotation, cellular component: nucleus. Gene Ontology annotation, biological process: regulation of RNA splicing. The record is from RefSeq and is a predicted model, not a curated record. Gene Ontology annotation, molecular function: mRNA binding.